UCACAUGACCCGCAAUAGAAACCUAACUUUUACCAAGAACAAAAAACGAAACUAAGUGUCUCCCACGUUGCCCCCUAUUCCUUUCUUUUUCAUAUUUCUCCUCGUGUUCUGUGUAUAGCAGCUCAGGAGCGCAUGGUGCAACAUUACCGUCAUCCAUGCAGUAUUUACAAGCGGGCUUUGGAAGGCUGCGGACUUUACUGAUCUAACUCUGAGAUGGUCCAGCGUGUUUCACUCUUCAUUUAAGCUACCUAGCGCUGCGCUUAGUUUUUAUCUGUAACCUUAGUAUUAUUUUUUUUUUUUUGUCAAAAAAUGUAAAUAACUUGAGCAUUGGAAGACUUCGAAAUCAGCAAGCCUAAACGUGACCAAAAAAAAAACAACCUUCUUCCUCUGAUCGUCUGAAGACUGUGUCCAUCCUGAGCCAAGGCUCCAUCUUCUGUGUUUCUGUUGGAAUCCAAGUGGUUGGCGUGAUCCUUAAGCUGAACAGAGAGUUGCUCCGGCGCCCCUUUUUAGCUCAACCCCUGCGCUAUGAGCAGAGGUAGAGGAGGGCCUUACAAAGAACAUUUCAACAGACGCCCACCUUCCCACCCACAGGCUAAGGAGAACUACCACAGACCAGUUGAGGCCCGAUUUUUUCAUGGAGACAACCCAGAUCUGAUCCAAAACCCAAAUUACUACAACUAUCCUGGAGGGGCCCUUCAGCCGCCACCUCCUCUCCUCCCAUCGGUUCCCCCUCUACCAAGCCACCCUAGAUUGGCUGCUGCUUCUGACUACAGACAUAACCAAGGUCAGGGCGGCAGCCCAGCUCCAAAUUCCUUCCUUUGUAAACAAGCAGAAUUUCUAAGAGGACAGAGCACCGAGGCGCCACAGUUUAGAUCCAGCCAACGAGGUGGGGGCGCACCAUUCAGCAGGUCACCUAGUUCUACAUACCAGUCGCCAUCAGGCUAUAUUAGAUAUUCAAACCCAGGCAGCAGUCCUAGAGGUCGAGGGGGCUACAGCCCUAACCAGAUUUUUCGAUACUCUUCAGGUCCGAGAGCAACUGGAGGGGCCCUGGGCCCUCGAUUACAAAAUCAAAACCAGUUUCAAAGCAAAACCAGCUAUAAUCAGUCAUCCAACAGACAAUUUUGGCCCCAGACAGAGUCUCUCUGUGACCGUUUUCAGAAUCUGUCUCUUCCACAAGAUCAGUCUAGCCGAGGUAGAGAGAGGUUUGACAGAUACCCUUUCCCCAGCAGCUCAACAGAGUCGAGGUUUGAAAGAGUUAACAUCAGCUUUACGCCAGACAUACAGGAGCAGGUGCACAGAGCUUUGGCUGCUUUGAAGUCAGGUGAGAGGAUCUCUGCUAAAGUAUUAGCUAAAAAACUCCAUUUACCCAAAAAGACAGUAAACAAGGCUCUCUACUCUUUGGAGCGGUCACAAAGAGCUUUUAAGCAAGAAGUCCUACCUCCUCUGUGGAGUUUGUACAGGGCAGAAGGAGAUUACGUCUCUGACAGCAAAAGUCCAGCUUCCUAUCUGUGUUUUGGUCCAGAACAUCCACAAACAGCUGAAACAGAGGUCGACCCAGAAAAGGAAAACCAGGGGCAGGUCAAAGAAGAGAACUCUGAUACAGAAUCAAAUUCUUCUUACAGCUCAUCUUCAGAAUCUUCUGACUCUGAAAAAGCCCAGUCAGCAGCAGAAAGUCAGAACGAAAAAGAUUGUCCAAACACGACCAGCUCCGCCCAUCAGGAGGCUAAUUUUCCCAUCAUGGCAAACUGCAAAGAGCGGAUUUUACAAUUUCUUCUAGAUGUAGGAGAGGCAACUGCUCUUGUCAUAGCCAAAAAUCUGGGUCUUAAAAAUGCCAAGCAGAUCAACCCCACCCUUUAUGCUUUGGCGAAGCAAGGCGAAGUCAAUAGGGAUAGUGACGUUACUCCUCCAAAAUGGAUGCUUUCUGCACACCGCAAAGAGAGGAUGGAAAGGAGCUUAAAAAUUGCAAAGAGUGCCUCUGUUUUUGGGAGUCAUAUGGCAAUGGAAAUCUGUAAAGAGGAUGAUACUGCAAGUGCUGAUUUCCUAUCGACCUUACCUCCUGUACCAGGACUUGAGCCUUUGCCACUGUUGGAGGAUUUGCUGCCAGAGCAAAAUCAACAUACUGAGCUACCUGUAUUGUUGAGUGAGGACAAAGCUCCUGGUGAGCAACUGUGGGCCUCUGAUGAAAUCCCAGAGUACCUCAAUGCAAUCCGGCGAGAAACCGAUGCAAAGAAAAUGGCAGAACAGCAGGGCGGUGCUGUGGGAACCGUCGCUGUGUCGGUGGCUGCACCACCUCCUCAAAAUCUGUGGGCCAAAUUACAGGAAGUGAGGCUGAAGAACCCUGUCAGUGGCCUAAUGGAGUAUGCCCAGUAUCUGGGCCAAAACUGCGAGUUCCAGCUCCUCGACCAGUCAGGACCCUCUCAUGACCCAAGAUUUCGCAUGCAGGUGAUGUUGAAUGGGAAGCUGUUUCCCAUUGCAGAAGCUUCCAGUAAGAAGGUCGCUAAGAAGGAUGCUGCAGCCGCUGCGCUGCGUAUACUUAUCGGAGAGAUUCAGGGAGGACCAGGUCCGCUGGAGGAGGGAAAUGCUGCCGGUGUUGACCAAAUGUUGGAUAUACUUCCAGAGACAAGCAGUUCAGUUGAAAAUAUAUCGGGAACCUUUGGGUCGAACAGUGUCGAAGCACCAGGGGAAGGACCUCGACAGCCGCUGUCCCGGUCUCUGCCUGGUGGGAAGAAUCCAGUAUCUGUCCUGAUGGAGUACAGCCAGCGCAGUGGAAACUCAAUCGAAUUCAUCAACACUGGGCAGGCAGGCCCACCACAUGACCCAAGGUUCAUGUUCAGAGUGAAAGUCGGAGACACGACGUUUCCCGAGGCCUCAGCUCCAAGCAAGAAGGCAGCACGUCAGCUGGCAGCAGAGGAGGCGGUUAAAGAGUUAAUGGCUGACGGAAAACUGCAAGUCAGCAAGCCUCAGUUGCCCCUCGGCCCGUCCUUUGAAGGAGACGGAGGUGCUUUCAGAGCAACCUGUCCUUCUUUGCCUCCUCUAACUGCGAGUGAGUUGCAAGCUGCCCAUGAGGCAGGGGUCGGAGACCUCAUCAAUCACCUGAACAACAACGCCGUGUCAGGUCUGUUGGAAUAUGCCAGAGCUCGGGGCUUUGCUGCUGAGAUCCGUCUGGUGAGCCAGUCUGGACCCCCACAUGAUCCUAAGUUUACCUAUCAAGCGAAGCUGGGCGGCCGGUGGUUUCCUCCAGUUUGCGCCUCCAACAAGAAACAGGGAAAGCAGGAAGCAGCAGACGCGGCGCUGCGGGUUUUGAUUGGUGAAGCUGAGAGGGCAGCACGCACUGGAGAGCUUAUCCCAACUGAGCUGCCAGUAAGUGGCAGCACUUUGCACGACCAGAUAGCCAUGUUGAGCCACCAGCGUUUCAACGCCCUGACCACCCGCAUCCAGCACAGCCUUCUGGGAAGGAAGAUUCUGGCCACCAUCGUCAUGAGAAGAGGGGAAGGACUGGGGACUGUUGUCAGCCUUGGAACUGGAAAUCGUUGUGUCAAAGGGGAGGAGCUGAGCCUCAAAGGGGAGACAGUAAAUGACUGCCAUGCUGAAAUCAUCUCCAGGAGAGGAUUUAUCCGGUUUCUGUACAGCGAGCUGCUCAAGCACUAUGAUGGAGCAGACGACAGCAUUUUUGAGCCCGCACAGGAGAACAAACUCAAGAUCAAACCUGACAUUACCUUUCACCUCUACAUCAGCACGGCACCUUGUGGGGACGGAGCUCUGUUCGAUAAGUCAUGCAGUGAGGCAGGAGAUGAAAUCGAGGGCCACAAGCCGCUUUUUGAGAAUGCAAAGCAGGGCAAGCUUCGUACUAAAGUGGAAAAUGGUGAGGGGACCAUCCCAGUGGAGUCGAGUGCCAUUGUCCCCACCUGGGACGGCAUCCAGCAUGGUGAAAGGCUGCGGACCAUGAGCUGCAGCGAUAAGAUUCUGCGCUGGAACGUGCUGGGCCUGCAGGGGGCACUGCUCUCUCAUUUCUUGCACCCUAUCUACUUAAAGUCCAUCACCCUGGGCUAUCUGUACAGCCAUGGUCACCUGACACGUGCGGUCUGCUGCCGGCUGGCCAGGGACAGCGAAGCCUUCUCCCAGAAUCUCCCUCCUCUCUUCACCCUGAACCACCCUGAGGUGGGCAGAGUGAGUGUGUACGACUCCACCAGGCACACAGGCAAGACCAAGGAGUCCAGUGUGAACUGGAGCUUUCCAGACCAGCACAACGUGGAGGUGCUGGAUGGGACUAAAGGGAAGCUAGAUGGGAACAAACAGGCCAUGUCCCGCGUGUCCAAGUCCAACCUCUUCUGCCUGUUUCGCUCUUUGUGCCAGCGGUGCGGCCGCACAGACCUCCUCUCCCUGCCGUCCUACGCUCAGGCCAAGACAGCGGCCGUACCCUUCCAACUUGCCAAGCAGCAGUUCUUUGAAGCUCUCUGCGUCCACGGCUACGGAGCCUGGAUUGGCAAGCCGCUGGAGGAGAAGAGCUUUGAGGUGUCAGAGGGAAACAGAAACAAUGGUGGGAGCGUCCCUCUGGGAGUUGGGAACAGUAAAAACGGAGGGCUAGUGGAGUACAAGCAGGCGGAGGCGUAGAUCCAUGCAGGGGGCUUAACUUCAAAAAUCUAAUUCAUCUGUGGGGAAAUGGAAAGAAAGGGUAGAUUAGGGAGAGUGGGCGGGGGAUGGAGACGUAAUAAAGUAAAAGUACAAUCAAACAGCACAAAGCCAGUGGCCAGAACUGUGUCUUCUGACGGAACAUGGUUGAAGGCUGCAGUGAGAUUGAUGGGAAGGGACGGGACGAGUCAAGGUCAAAGCCUGAAGUAUGAAUGAGGUCACAGUUGACAGAACAGAGCUGGGUGGAGGUCCGGGGGCUGUACAGACCACUGUAAACACUACAUGCAAGAGGAACUUUCUGCAGUCAGUCUCCAUCUCUAUCAGCGCUGCACAGCUCAACUUCAGCUGUUUGUGGCAGUUCUUUGCAUUAUAUUCCAGACCUGUAAUGUUAAUAGUUCUGUUGUUGGUGCAGACCAUAGUAUGUUUUCUUUUUGUAUUGUUGGAACUUUUUUGUAAAGUAUGCUUUCUGUUGCUUUAAGUGGAAACUGCAAAACAAUCUGGACCAAGAUUAUUUCUGCUUUAUAAAUUGUUUCUUGCAACAAAAGAAACAAAGUAAAUCUGGCCUAGUGUCACUGCAUUGUAGCAGUGAAUAUAAUUGCAAUGAAGGUAAAACAACAUUUUUAAAAAAGUAACAAAGAAAACAGCAUAGUGGUUUUGCAUUAACCCUCACGCGAUCUUGGCGCGUUUGUGCUGUUUGGUCCAAAAGACCUUGUCUCCAACGACCUAGGGAUGGUUAAAUUAAAGUUAGUGAUUUGCUCUGGCUAAAGUUCGGCAAAAAUGUGGCUUAGAAGCAGCUUUUGGGAAAGAUUUAAGGAAAAAGUGAUCCUCUCAACUCAUCUGCAAUGAGAAUUUGCCAAUUUAUGAUGUGCAGGUUUUAUAAUGCUUUGACCUACUGAUAUAGAUAUUUUUUACAACUGGUAACAUCUGAUGUAAGAAAAAAAAAACCUCUUUUAAGGGAUCGUUAAUUAUUUAUAUAUGGGACAUCACACCAAUCUGGGAGGUAACUGUCACUGUAAAGCAGGGCUUUACUGAUAUAAAACCCUGCUUUAUAGCGACAUAAGAUAAAAACAAAGUUAAUCAAGACAAAUACAGUGGAAUUUUUCCUAAGUAGAUUUUGCCCCAAAAGACAACAUGUGACUGGCUUAACAAAAAUUAUAUUUUUCAUAUAGCUUUCCAAGAAAAUGUGGAUCUUUACCACAUAUUUAAGGUUUCCGAAACCCAGCUGUUUCCAAAUGUGGUAUGUUCUGUUGAGAACGGUUGAGAGACCUAAACAAAAAAACAGAGCACCUUUGAACGUGUUGAAAGUAUCUCUCUCAAUAAUUCCUUUCAAAUAGCUCCUUGCAUCUUUUUAUUAUUUUUUUUCCGUGAAAUUAUUUUAAAUGCAUUACUGAUGGUAGGUGUUUUCCACUCAGUAAUGGUGUGCCCACAGAAGAGUGAGUAGGAAGGCCUGACUCAACCGGUUUUAGUCCAAAAGUCAAUUUCUCUGUGCAUUCCCAGUUGGAAGGUCUGGUUCCUUUGAGAUCAGAUGCCAACUUAGGACUAGUAGCUCACCCUGCUGCAUACGCUACUUUAAUUAAGUUGAAGAUAUACUUUAAAACUGCUUUUCCGUCAUUGGUCAUUCAUCUGACAGUCAGUGAAUAUGGAGAUAAAAGUACAGUAUAAUUAUAUGUUGGGAAUCUACAAUAGAGGUUUGCAGGAUUUAAUUCCCUAUUUUUAAAGUCAAGUGUUUGACUUCCAAAGAUAAUUUUAUGGUUAAGUGUUUGUCUUUAUUUUUAAACCUCUGCAAACUGACAGCAGGUCGUCUUUGUAUUUUUAUGUUUUCAGUCACUGUAUAAACCUGAAUACAUUGCAUUGGCUCUGACCGGCAGAAACAAAGAUUGUUCUUUGUAAAUAUAUAUUUACAUUAAUCUCCCUUUAAGGCUGAGCUGCUGGGGUUUUAUUAUUUUAGUUACAUUUGAUUUGAACAAUGCAUUGACUUAAUUUGGUUUAAAGGACAGAAAUCCUUGUUUUAAACUUACAGUAAAGUCCCCAUACUUUAACUGUACAUAGGAUCAAGUUUUAUCAGACACUUUAAGAUUGUGGUUGAAACUUCUGUGCUUUUUUUGUUUUGUUUUGUUGUUUUUUUUUUUGCUGAUAGGAGUUCUACCAGCUUGUUAGUUCCCUGCACAUCCUUUGACAACUUGUGUUCAUAGUUUUCAUUUCCUCAGUUUAGGUAAAAACCUCUAAUUGGUCUCAUCUGUCUUGUCCUUCAAACAUUUAUAAAGAAAUUACCAUGUCUCAGUCUGAAACAAGUACAGUAUCACUGUUUCUAUGGCUUAUGUGGUUUGAGUCUUUCUAGUUUUUUUUUUUUUUUUUUUUUUUUCUUCUAAAUCUGUAAUUAUUGUUCUCUCGUAAUGUUUUUGAAAGCCUCAAAUGUUGCUUUUAGCUUCUGCAUGGGAGAUCUUGAAGCGUGACUCUCGGGAGGACUGCAAAGUCGGGAAACGUGACUGUCUGUAAGGGGCGCUGUUUUCUUAAAUACAACUGCUGAUGCAAUAUAUAUAUACAUAAGCUGUACACAAAUACAUGAGUACACAGACAUGCAGUGGGUUUCAGAAGCCUGAGCCUGGUGUCAGAACCUCGUUUAAUUUGUUAAUCAGAUUAUUCAGUAUUUGCUUUAACUAAUACUCAUAUGCAGAUAUGCCUUGGAGGUUUUCUUUUUUUUUCCAGGAAGGAAGAGCUAUGCAAGCACUAAGUGAUACUCCAGGCUGUUUUGUGUUGGUCUGCUGCCUCUACAGAACUAUUAGAUUCUUCUCUUUGUUUUUAAUUAUCUGAAGCUUUAAGUUUCUGUUUUAAAACAGAGAGCACCUUUUUAUUUUUUAUUUUUUGCAACUUUUAAUUUGGUUCUUAUAUUUCAGCUGUAACUGAGGGACUAUAACUUGUGAAUUAAACACAAUGUAGCAAUGCUAUUUAUGUAAAAUAAAAUAAUAUCAAGAAUACAAAAGAAAUAGAAAUCCGAGUAGUUUUGAUGUCAGAUGAUGUAGGUCCUUGAAUUGGACUCAGACCUCUGGAUCCCACUGUAUGCAACAAUAGAUGCUUGGAGUUUGGUGGUUGUACACACAGCAUGUCUGUGUGUGUAUGUAUUUGUGUUUAUACUGUAUAUAUUUUCUAAAAAUAAAAUAAAAUGGCUUUUUACAGUUUA
Gambusia affinis (western mosquitofish) is the source of this 7807-nucleotide messenger RNA. It is a transcript of the gene adar, whose product is annotated as adenosine deaminase RNA specific. Gene Ontology annotation, biological process: adenosine to inosine editing; RNA processing. The record is from RefSeq and is a predicted model, not a curated record. NCBI's taxonomy places the organism in Eukaryota, Metazoa, Chordata, Actinopteri, Cyprinodontiformes, Poeciliidae. The transcript has 16 exons. Gene Ontology annotation, cellular component: cytoplasm; nucleolus. Gene Ontology annotation, molecular function: double-stranded RNA binding; double-stranded RNA adenosine deaminase activity; tRNA-specific adenosine deaminase activity. The coding region runs from base 526 to 4611 and encodes 1361 amino acids.